GGAUCGGACUUUUGAAACCUUAGAAAAGGCUCAUAAGGGUCAGACUCUUGAAACCUUAGAAAAGGUUCAUAAGGGUUGGACUCUUGAAACCUUGGAAAAGACUCGUAAGUCCAUUGGGUGUAAAUUUUUUCAGCAUUGA
Funneliformis geosporum is the source of this 139-nucleotide messenger RNA. Lineage: Eukaryota; Fungi; Glomeromycota; Glomeromycetes; Glomerales; Glomeraceae. The record is from the annotation of a GenBank genome assembly.